AUGACCCCUUCUAAGCAGCCCCCCAGGUGUGAGGAGCCGUGUGCCCCUGGCACAUUUGGGGAGGCUUGUGGAUCUGUGUGCCCACCCUGUGUCGAGGGCACGUGUGAUUCUGUGACUGGAGACUGUGUCUGCAGCGCAGGCUAUUGGGGCCCCAGCUGCAAUAUUUCUUGCCCGUUUGGUUUCUAUGGAGCCAACUGUUCCUCUCCCUGCCCCUGCCCGGAGGGGCCCUGCCACCCUGCCUCUGGGAUUUGUGAACUGGGGUUCCAAGGCCAGGGCGCCCUCCUCGCUGGCAUCCUGGUUCCCCUCUUGCUGUUGCUCCUGGGCAUCGUGGCCUGUGUCUCCUGCUGCUGCUGGGCAGCUCAGCCUGACCCCAAGGACAGGCCAGCUAGAGAUGGGGCCACUGUGUCCAGAGUAAAGCUGCAGGUCAGGGGGGCACUGAGCAGCCUGGGCUCGGCACUGCCCUGCGGCUCCCUCAGCAAUCACAAGCUGCCUCGGGUCACAGUGUCCCACCACGACCCAGAGAUCCCCUUCAAUCACAGCUUCAUUGAGCCACCGUCAGCAGGCUGGGCCUCGGACGACUCCUUCUCUUCGGAUCCCGACUCUGGGGAAGAGGAUGAGGACCCAGCUUACUGCGUGCCACCCCAACAAGCUGUCAUCCCUUUCACAGAGGAGGAAUUCCAAGAGACUCAUCAGGCAGGAAAACCCAUGUCUGCACCAGAUGAUGCAUCCACCCCUUUUGCCAUCCCACGAACUUCCAGCUUGGCCCGAGCCAAGCGGCCAUCUGUCUCCUUUGCUGAAGGAACCAAGUUCGGGCCACAGAGCUCCCAGGGCUCUGGGGAGCUGGCCAGCCCCUCCAGAAAGCCCAAGAGACUCUCCCGGACGGCCCAGCCCCCAGCCGAAGGGCAAGAGGCCGAGGGACUCCAGGGGCCCGAGCGGCCCGAGGAGCCAAAGCCCAAUUUCCAAGAGCCUCCCAGCACUGCUGCUGUGCAGGGGGAUUUGUCUGGGGGGCACCGGAGGCUCCCUCCUGGGGGCAGGACUGUGGCCCAGAGGGUGGAGGCCAUUGAGAGUGGCAGCAGGGGAAACCCAGGCCCCGUGACCACCAUCUACAUGUUGGCAGGGACUCCCAGGGCAGCCGAGGGGCCCGUCCGGGCAGUCCUCCGACGCUUCGGCAGCUUCCAGAAGGGCCGAGUGGAGCCCAAGGCCAAAGGCAGCAUGCCUAAGCCUCCUCGCCGGGCCCUGAGUCGGGAUAAGGGCACCCUCACCCCAUCCCCUGCUCCCAGCCCUGCCUCUCCCCGGUGCAUGGAGCUUUCUGAAACACAAGCGCUCAAUGGAGCUGGCCAGGGGGAGGAGACAGGCGGGCAGGGAGACCACGGCACCAAGAACCCAGCGGACACGGUGGGGGGAGACCGAGGGGAUGACCCCCGUGUGCUGGCAGAGGCCGAGGAGGAGCCACAGUACGAGAAUGUCCAGCCAGCCUGUGGCACCCCACAUUGCUGAGGUCUCUGAGGCGUGGAUGGAGGGGAUUUGAGGGCACAGGAUGGAAAAGGGACCUGACGGAAGGACUGGGGCGCGUGGGCACGCUUUCUCCCUAAUAAAAGGCGAUGGGGGCCAAGCCGACAGGCCUGAGUCCUCUCCUCUUCCUUCUGGAGGCGGCUCGCUAUUUCUUGGCCGAGCCAGGGAGGGGGACCAGGCGCUCGGCUUUCCUCUCUCCAGGAUUCCCUGAGCGACAAA
This is a messenger RNA of Gracilinanus agilis (Agile Gracile Mouse Opossum), 1731 nucleotides long. RefSeq names its product scavenger receptor class F member 1 (gene SCARF1). Bases 1 to 1497 code for a protein of 498 amino acids. The transcript has 7 exons. NCBI's taxonomy places the organism in Eukaryota, Metazoa, Chordata, Mammalia, Didelphimorphia, Didelphidae. The record is from RefSeq and is a predicted model, not a curated record. Gene Ontology annotation, molecular function: scavenger receptor activity.